AUGGAUGGUGAUCCUCCCCCGUUCCCCCCGGAUCCCGGUGAUCCUAUGAAUACUGAUAUACAAUUAUCCUCGUCUGCCAACCUGGAAGCUCAAAACGUAUCGCGUAAGCGUCAUGGUGAUGAUGAUUCUUUAACUCCUUCAGCUGGUCCUAAGAAAACGAUCACCAAUCCUUCUCUCUCCUCUCCAUCAAUUCAGACAUUAUAUACCCAUCCUUCUCUUCUAAAUGGUUCUCCUUCUUAUACAGACAUUGAUAAGGGCCCUUAUAUUGUUCAUGUCUCACGGAAUACUCAAGACCCUGCUUCCCCUAUAUCUAUCAAGCCAAUUAUUUUUGGUCAAUGA
Danaus chrysippus (African queen) is the source of this 339-nucleotide messenger RNA. Lineage: Eukaryota; Metazoa; Arthropoda; Insecta; Lepidoptera; Nymphalidae. The record is from the annotation of a GenBank genome assembly.